AUGUCAAGGCCCGAGACUCCGUAUCGCCGUUCCCAGUCCGUUGUUAACCACUUGGAGCAACACCGCGGCACGCCUGUGCUCGAAGAUCAGCACUACAUGGACACCUAUAGCCCCCCGUCCAAUCGUGUUUAUGUUAUGGAGACUUCACAAGAAGGAGACGUGGCACCGGACGGGCGAUGGUCGUUGCGUCACCUGCCGCCGCCUCUGGACCCGCACGGAUCGCUCCAGCAGCGCCGAGGUACGCGUGGCGCCCCUGGUGGCUUUGUUACAAUGGACAAUGGCAGCACCAUCAGCAGCUCGAGUGGCAACUACAUUGACACAAUGAGUCUGACGAACGUGAGCGCUGCGGCGCAGCAGCCACUGAUCUCGACGCCACGUGCGGCGCAAAAAAACAUUGUUCGGGUCAUUGAUAAGGACAUGACGCAGCAGUUCCGGGGUCGGUCCAAGUCGGUUGGCCAGGGACGAAUCCGCUGGUUUGAGAAUCGAAAGUCGCAGCUCCUUGGUUUUUGCCUUACGAUGGCGUUCUUAGGCGUAUCGGUUGCAAUGUAUAACUAUCGGUGGACAGGACUAAUUGCUGGAUCCGUGAACACAAUCAUCUGCGGCUCUGCGGUUGUGAUUACAUACUGUCGCAAGAAGCAAUGGCAUCAGCACCCGAACCCUAUUGUGCACAACCGAUCGGUGCUAAGCAUUUUCAUGGCCGUGUGUUUGCUGUUGAACGUGCUCGUGGACUUUGAUCCAAGUGGCUCUAAUACAGACUGUCAGCGGCUAGCAGGUAUCACUGAAUUUUUCUUCUUUACGGGCGAAGCGUGGGGACUUGUCAUGGCUUGCGAUCUCUUCUUCUCGCUAACGAGUCCAUUUACGAGCUAUAAGCGAUUGAUGAAGUUUUACCAUCUUUGGGUGUGGUCGGGAGGAAUCAUUAUGGGUGUCAUCACGUAUUCGGUGCAGGGUGCGGGUGGUUUCUUCACCGUGGACGGUCGGUCAAUGACGUACGAAUCCGAUACAGACACAGUGAUCGGCUUUUGUCUUGCUUCGUCGCGCAUUUGCUGCGAUACUGGCGAAACUUGCCCCGAUACUGUUACGAAAUGCUCGACUACUGCGAACUUUUUGAAUGCACAGCAGUGGCCUUGGAUUCUGAUUUACUGCUUCGUGCUGCUGGUGUUGUUUGUAUCUGUGUGCGUGCUAACAUUGGCUUGGCAUCGAUUGUACCUCCGAGGCGUACCCAAGACAUACAAUAUCCGCCUCCGUGUGUUGAACUACAUUUCUUUCUUCACUGGUGCCUAUGUAUUCUACUGGCUGCUAUUGCUGCUACUGUACAUGUGUGCGUACUUCUUGUCGACAAAGAGUGACACCUCGAACUCGGAGGCUGUUGCCCAGGUGCUACGUCAGCUCGUCAUCUUCCUCAUUUCGUCCAAGGGCUACUUGGACUACGUGAUUUGGUUCGCUGUGAACAAUAUUGAGCGAAAAAGCGGAAGCGGUCGUGGCGAAUCUGCUGAUGUGGACGUCGACUUGAGUCCGCAGGUGAACACAGCAUUGCGUUCGGAGAUAUUGUACUACACCACAUCUGGCAUCAAGGAAUCCGUUCGCGCGGUGACAGAUGAGCUGAUAACCAUCCCGAUCUCUGGUGAAAGCGAGGCUGCAGGCAAAUCCAUCAAGUUUUGGUCGUUCUGUCCCGCUUCGUUUCGCAACAUCCGCUUGACGUUUGGAAUAAGUGAUGUGGACUAUAUCCAAAUGUUUGGUGCAACCACGAAGGAACGGUUUAGCGAAGGUCGCAGUGGUGCUUUCAUGUUCUAUACGUCUGAUGAGAGUUUGAUCGUGAAGACCAUGUCACCCGAAGAGUGUGCAUUCUUGCGCAAGAUGGCACCGAACUAUGAGGCGUAUAUGACGAGCAACCCCGACACACUUUUGACGCGAUUCUAUGGCUGUCACUCCGUCUCGUUGUAUGGCAAGAUGUACUACUUUGUGGUGAUGGGAAACUUGUUUUCGGACACGGAUGUUGUGCAUCACCGGUACGAUAUAAAAGGGUCGUGGAUCGACCGUAACGCCAAAGUGCCGAGUCCCGGUGGCAAGACCGCAUGCCGGUAUUGUAAUGCAUCGUACACGUUCGGCAGCACAAAGAACCAGGAGUGCGGCGACGGUAUGAACUUUCACGAGCCCGACAUCGUUCUGAAGGAUAAUGAUUUGAUGACGAAGAUUCGGAUCGACCCAGCCACCGCACACCGCAUCUAUGACCAAAUCCACCGAGACAGUGAUUUUCUGUGCUCUCAGGGCAUUAUGGAUUACAGUCUACUCAUGGGCAUCCAAAGCUCCGAGUAUUUCGUUGACACGAACCAGCUUCCGCAAGUUCGCCGGGACGUGCUCUUCACGCAACCGGCUACAAGUGUAGCUGGUCCGUCGCUGUACCAUUUCGGUAUCAUUGAUUUCCUGCAGCAGUGGACAUUGGAGAAGAAGAUGGAGCGUUUCUACAAGACUUUCGUCAAGCGGAAAGACCCUGAAGGCGUAUCUGCACUACCGCCAAAGCCGUACAAGUUCCGUUUCCAGCAAAAGAUGUCGCGCAUCUUUGCGCUGUCCACGCACACACGCGCCGAGCACGACAUGGCAUUCAACCACAACUACCCGGCGCUGAUCGAUGUGCUGGACCAGGGCAACUACGACGCCCAGCGGCACAACGCUGUUGCUGGCAACUCGGUGGUGGACCAACGGCCAGUGUUUAAUCCCGAUCAGCAGCAUGAGAUCCGCAUGGUGUAG
This is a messenger RNA of Peronospora matthiolae, 2745 nucleotides long. The record is from the annotation of a GenBank genome assembly. NCBI's taxonomy places the organism in Eukaryota, Oomycota, Peronosporomycetes, Peronosporales, Peronosporaceae.